Molecule: messenger RNA, 1959 nt
Organism: Trypanosoma grayi
Lineage: Eukaryota; Euglenozoa; Kinetoplastea; Trypanosomatida; Trypanosomatidae
Product: 6-phosphofructo-2-kinase/fructose-2,6-biphosphatase
Exons: 1
Coding region: 1-1959 (652 amino acids)
Biological process (GO): fructose 2,6-bisphosphate metabolic process; fructose metabolic process
Cellular component (GO): cytosol
Molecular function (GO): 6-phosphofructo-2-kinase activity; ATP binding; fructose-2,6-bisphosphate 2-phosphatase activity
Source: RefSeq, a predicted model, not a curated record
AUGUCUUCGACGUCGGUGCCGUUAUGCUCUUCCACGAGCGGCGAUUCACAACUAAAACCGACCAUGUUUGAGAAAAUGGCGUCCAUCCAGGAGGAGAUUGCUCAAAUUGAUAGUCGCCUGAGGUCACUGCGGGCCGCGGAAAGCGUCACCGAUGCACCGCUAACAUCGGACGUGGGGGAUGAUGUGGAAGCUCCCGUUGUACACAUGCUCUCGGUUGAACUCUGCCAACUAGCUGCAUCAGGAGACACUGUCGGUGUGCGGAUUCUUCUCAAUUGCGGCGCUGACUGCGACUCCAGGGACUAUGACGAGAGGACACCACUUCACAUUGCCAGCGCGCAAGGGCACGUGCAGGUGGUUCGUCUGUUGCUCAGCUUUGGUGCCGACGAUACAUUAACUGACAAUGAUGACAAGACCGCUCUGCAGCUGGCGGAGGAGAACGACCGGAGUGAGGUGGUGCAGCUGCUUCUUGCCCACAGCACUGCCCGGCAUGAGGUGGAUCUCGGCGGCAGGGCUGAUGUAUUUUCGAUGGAUAGUCCCUUCACACCCUACCACCCCGACUUUUCGCAGUUACCACAGCCAAUGAUGGGGAGUCUCAUUGUCAUCAUGGUGGGACUCUCUGGUCGUGGCAAAACGUAUAUUGCACGACAGAUCCAGCGUUAUUUUCAGUGGAACGGUCUUCAGAGCAAAAUCUUUACGUAUUCAGAUUAUAGGCGCAAACUUGUACCAGGUGACAUUCCGUACAGUACUUUGAUGGAGCCGGAAUUGGAGUCCCGUGUGGCAACUGACAUUGCGCACGAUAUGGUGCAGUACAUUGCGCAAACAGACAGUGUGGCGGUAAUGGAUGGCACGAACUGCGCACCGUUGCGCCGCCUUGCGCUGAUACACGCUAUCCAGGAGACAGGCCUCAUCCGACCGAACCGUGUUGUCUUUGUGGAAGUGAUUAAUAAUGAUGCUGAGCAGGUGCAGCAGAACGUGAAUCGUAUGAAGGAAAUGUACCCAGACACCCCAGACACCUUCGUUGAGGAAUUCUACGCUAGGAUAGAACAGCAAAAGGAGACGUACAGGUCGCUAAACCCAGAUGACGACACGGACCUUACGUAUAUCUGUGUUGGAGAACAAACUAUUUACUCGCUUAACAAUGUUUUUGGCUGGAUGCCGUCUCGGCUGGCGUACUUGUUGCACAAUCUAAGUCACGCACCUGCCAACCUCUACCUCACGCGCGCAGGAGAAUAUGUUGACUUGGUUGCCGGCCGUAUCGGCGGUAACUCGCACUUGACAGAGCGUGGCAAAGCGUACAGCGAGGCACUCUUCAAUUACUUCCAGAAGGAGCUGCAGAUGAAUCCAUUUAUUAUUAUGAGUAGCUGUGCCCUUCGCUGCACGGAGACAGUGCAGCUCUUUGAGGAGCGGGGCGUGCCGCAGCAACAAGACGCCUCUUCAGAGACGGCGGAGGGUGAGGGGCCAGCGCUGAACUGCCGUGUAGCGUACCUCCCCACACUCGACAACAUCAACCACGGAGACUGUGACGGGCAGCUUCUCUCCGAUGUGCGCAAGACGAUGCCGAGCACAUUGAAGCAAAUGCAGGCCGACCCUUACUACACGGCGUGGCCAAAUGGUGAGUGUACGCACCAGAUGUUCAACGCACGCCUUGAGCCGCACAUCCAUGACAUCCAGGCCAGCGCCGAUCCCGUCCUCGUCGUGUCGCAUCUUCAGCUUCUGCAGGGUCUCUACUCAUACUUUGUGCCGGAGGAAGACAAUUUUGUCGCACCACAGAACGCGUACGAGAUCGAUAUCCCCUUCGAAUGUGUCAUAAAGAUACGGCUAGUUGGCGUCAACCGUGUGGCGGAGACGAUUGACCUGUCGAAGCAAGUGGACGAGAUCGCCUUGCGCCGGACCGGGAAUGCGUCCAAGGCGCCGCAGCUGACGGGCAUGAACUACUUCCGGAAGCUUUUGAAGAAAUGA